GAGUACGAAGAAUUCUUUCACUUCUCGUCGAUCGAAGAUCUGCCAGUUGCUCUGAUCUCAGAAUCGAAAUCGACAGCCUACGAACAUUACACUAUGAGCAGAUACUCCUUCAACGUGUUCCAACAAUUCUCCUUUCUGCACUUACUAUGGAAGCUGCACCAAUUCGUCGUAAUUGCAUCCUCGCAGCCGACGCUUCAAUCGGUCUUGCAGAAAAUAAAAGACGCCCCUUGGGCGAACUUCAACGGAUUGCAUAUUCUCGUCGACAGAAAAACCGAGGAACACGGUUGCAUAAAUGCUCAUAGCUUUCUCUGGACUGCUUGGCAAUACGAUAGACUUUCGACGAUAUUCAUGUGCAUCGAUCCUGACGAAGGUUUGCUUUUGUAUACUUAUAAUCCUUAUUCCAACGAUGCGCCGAGUAGUUGGCAGGAUGCUGGACAAUUUAAAGGACGCAGCGGACAUCCUUGGAUUUUAUUGAAAAGAAAGUUUCCCGAUGGGCCAAACGUAUGCGAAGACUUGAUGUUCGACAAGACGACGAAUCUAAACGGCUACGAGGUUCGAUUGAACGCGAUCUCGUUCGCGCCGCAUCUUCGCAUAGAUCCGAGCAAAUCCGGCUGGGAUAAAUUCUCCGGCGACAACAGCCAGAUUAUGAAGAUAGUGUUGCGCAAAUUGAACGCCAACUUGAACGUGCGCGUGUACAAUGGGACUGUUUACGAUCUCGGCGGGAUUGACAGCAAUGGGAACAUAGUGGGAAUGCUGGCGGACGUGGCCAAUGGCGAAGUGGACAUGGGCAUGAACGUGAGGAGCCUGUACACGAUGUGGAAGGUCGAGCACACGUAUCCCCAUGGGCAAGACGGGUUGUGCGUGAUUACUCAGCAGGCAGGAGAAAUAUCAGAGUUCAUCAAGAUCAUUUCCUUUAUGUCCCCAACUGUAAUGAUGGGAAACAUGGUUAUGUCCAUAAUUACAUCUUACGUGCUCACAAAAUACCAAGGAUUUCUGCCAGCUGUUUUGAACAUGAUUCGAUUGAUUACUCAAGUUUCGCUGUACAGACUGCCCAGAGACAAUCCUUUUAGAAUCUUCUUCACGAACGUGUUCAUAUGGUUGCUGAUAGUGAACGCGGUGUUUCAAGGCCAUUGGUCCUCGCUUUUGACUGUUCCUGCGUUUAGACCUAAUAUCAGAACCUCUGAAGAUCUCAAGAAAUCCAACCACCAAAUCUACGGCUCCAUAUUCAACUUCAGAGAGCUCCAGGACAACAAACUCCGACAACGUUUCCGCGAAGAAACUUACCACGGCUGCAAGAACAACGUCCUCGAGUCUCCAGACGCGGCGUGUCUAGGCGACUGCAAUCAUCUCUACGAGAGGAUCCAAAAUCAGCGUCUCCAUCGAUCCGAAAGGAUACAACUGAACGUCCAAGUCUACGUAACCAGAGAGGACUGGCCUCUGUUCACUCGUGUGUCAGGCAUGAUACGUAACGCGGUUCAAACUGGGCUCGUGACCAUGUGGGAGAAGCUGAGUCGAAGGAAGCUGUACAGAGCGUGGAGGAAGAGACGAGUCGAACAAACCAGAAGAUUCCGAACCGUGGAGAUCCAACAUAUUUCCUUCGGUUUUCAUAUCCUCGCCAUUGGAUACACCUGUGCGGCCGUUGUUUUUCUCGCAGAGGUUCUUCUCGAGAGGGAACAACUUCGAAGAUUGUUCCCAAACUUCGCCUACUUCUCCCUCAGCCUACCACCUCCCCUUAAACAACGCUCAGAGACAAACAACAUCAACAUCGUCGCCAAAACACAUCGCAGAGACCAGCUCGUCGCGUUUCUAGGUCGAACAACCUGCGAGAACUUGGACUUCUCUAAAACAGGGACACUGGGUGGUCACAUAGUGCGAGCAGUGGCCCCGCGCAAUCCUCCCAGCCUGAUGAUCGAUCACUCGGAAGACGACGUGAACAAGUUGUGCGGCUUGGACGGCACAGUGGCCGGAUUGCUUUUGAGCAAGUUGAACGCGGGCCUGCGACUAACUGGCGUGAUGAACAACACUCGUUACUCCGCGUUCCUGCCCCCAGUGGCGAACAGCGUGUACGACGUGUUGCUGAAUAUUCAGUACGUCUUCGGCAAGCCUAACACGACCACCACCUAUCCUCACGUGAACUCAGGGAUCAGCAUUCUGACCAGGUAUCCCGAUAACGAGACAGCCUACGCGAAGAUCCUCAACUUCACGAAUCCUACACUGACACUAACGAUCGUGCUAGCCUGCGUGGGCACUGUGGUCGUCCUUGAAAUUUUUACGGCUCGAGGAACAGCACACGCGAGCCUCGAGGUGCUUCGAAUAGCUUUGAAUAAUUCCAUGUUGCAUUUUCCCGUCAGAAGUCCGCUCAAGGUUUAUCUCAUCGCCGUGUUUUCUUCGUUCCAGAGUAAUUUGUCGUCUCUUCUCACCUCGCCUGUUCCUAACUUGCCCGCGGACUCGACAGACACCUUGGAAGAGUCUGAAUUCAAGAUCUACGCUUAUCGCGGAUGCAAGAACGCUCUCUUCGACGACGUUCUAUUUUCACGCGCGGAAACCGUGGAUCAUUGGGACUGCAGCGAGUACGUGACUAGGGAGAGAAACGUAGCUUGUGCCGCGGAUAGAUCUACGUUAUUAGGCAUCUCUUUUAAGAAGAAUCUUCGUCUCUCGAAGCACAGGUUGUACACUUAGUACUCAGCAUUCGCGGCGCGACCGAAUUGGCCGCUGAAGGAUCGACUCAGCGAUCUGCUGACGCGUCUGUGGCAGACCGGGAUGAUCGAGCAUCGGUGGGACAAGGUGAGGGUUAAGUACGUUCGUAAAUGGUUGGAGAGAAGAACGAAGGACGACGAGAGGAAUAGGUUCGAGGUGACGAAGCUGAGCGACCUCGAGUUCGCGUUUUAUUUUCUGGCUCUAGGGUUUUGCUUAUCGACGGCGGUGUUUGUAAUGGAGAUCUUCGCGCGGCGCCUAAGGUUGAUCCUUGGGAGGAAGGAUAAGCGCGAACCAGCCAUUUUUCCGUUUAUCGCUUCAGCUGGACUUUUCGAUCUUGAUCACCUUGAGAGAACGUCUUCGGUGCUUUUAAUCGACUUUGUAGUCGUUUCUGACAAGCGUAUAAUUUUCCGUCGUGAACGUUAUUUACGACAAUCCUUCGACAACGGAGUACUUAGCUCCGUCGCCGACGGUUAA
Habropoda laboriosa is the source of this 3171-nucleotide messenger RNA. RefSeq lists its product as uncharacterized. Lineage: Eukaryota; Metazoa; Arthropoda; Insecta; Hymenoptera; Apidae. The record is from RefSeq and is a predicted model, not a curated record.